Messenger RNA from Planococcus citri (citrus mealybug), 1233 nucleotides. RefSeq names its product pineal opsin-like. Gene Ontology annotation, cellular component: plasma membrane. NCBI's taxonomy places the organism in Eukaryota, Metazoa, Arthropoda, Insecta, Hemiptera, Pseudococcidae. The coding region runs from base 22 to 1023 and encodes 333 amino acids. The transcript has 2 exons. Gene Ontology annotation, molecular function: G protein-coupled peptide receptor activity. Gene Ontology annotation, biological process: G protein-coupled receptor signaling pathway. The record is from RefSeq and is a predicted model, not a curated record.
UUAAAGGCCACGAAAGCUGGAAUGAAUCACUCCGAGCUAUUCUGCGGCACAGCAUGGAACGAAACGCAAUUUUUCAUUACAAAAUACCUGUACGGUUCGGUGAUCCUGGUACUGGAGUCGAUUGGAAUCCCUUUUAGCAUCUUGACUGUGAUAAUAUUUGCUAAGAACGUAUUCUCGCCAUCAAAUAUCCUAUUCACGAGCUUAGCCAUAUCCAAUUUGAUAGUAUUACUCUUUGGAAUUCCUCGAAUAUGGUUCGGUAUUUGGCAUUAUCGCAUCUAUUAUACGCUAGAUCGAGGAUCGUACACAGAGAUCGAGAUGAUAGCAGAGUACUAUUUGGGCACUGGUCAAAAAAUAUUCUACAAUAUAUCGUUAUAUCAUACAAUGAUAUUGGCCAUAUGGCGAUAUAUAGCCAUUACUCUUCCUUUGAAGGAACGAAUCUUUUGCAAUGUUAGAAUGACCCUGGCUGCGGUACUUACUGUUUAUAUAUGUACGUUUUCCUUUUCUUACAUCGCACGAGAUGUAUUACUUAUUCAUCCGACAAAGUUUGAAAAUGGUAAAUUUGGAGAACAACAAUCGAAUUUAUUUUACGAUCUGUUCUACAUUGUACUGAAGCUGAUACCAUGCACAAUUGUCACCAUUUGUACCUUGAGAUUUAUUCGAGUUCUACGAGAAUCGAAAGCCAGACGCAAAGAAAUGAUACCAAACUUCAACAAGAAACUGGAAGAGAAGGAGGUACAAAUGAACCGAACCACAAAAAUGGUACUCGGAAUAACGAUUUUUUUCUUGACUAAUAAUACUGCUUUGGCCAUGGGUAGGAUUUUGAUAUUGAUUUUUGGUCAGAAAUUUCGAAAAGAUUGUUUUCCGGCGAUCUCAUGCAUUAUUAUACUCCUAUCAGGUAUUUAUACUGUAAUUCCUUUCGUUGUAUAUUACAUUACUAGUCAACAAUUUCGUGACAAUUUUAAGUCGUUGUUACCUUGCAAAAGAUGUGUUUCGUUAGAAGAUAAAAUAAUACCAUUGAUUUAAAUAACUGUUUAGAUAGGUGUAGAAAUAAGUACGAGUAGGUAAGGAUACUUCGGUGUCGUCAAGUUGUGUUGGAAAAAAAAUGAUGGUGAACUAUUUAUACCUACCUACACAUAAUUAUAUUAUUUUUUUCAAAAUUAAUUAGAUCUCAUGUACUUAUAUAGAUUUUUGAUUUAUUAAAGACAUAAAAGAGUUAACAUGUGGAAUCUAUAA